AUGGGUUUAAUCUAUUCACUUUGUAAAUCAAAGAAUCGACGACCGCCUCCUGAACUGAUACCGUUUCUGAAGCUAUCUUCCAAGGCAUUGAGAAUUGUUCUUCAAGAAUUAGACGCUGUUCACACAUUCGAGUUGUCCCAAGUGUCGGCGGAACUGUCCGCUUUGAUCAACCCCGCUCAUCACACAUUUGACCAUAUUGAGGUCAACAUUUCAAAAGAGAAAAAAUCAAUAUCUUUCUGCAAUAAUGGGCAAAAGAAUCGACCGCUCACUUUCAACUUCACCUCUAAACGUGCAGUUUUCAAAAGGACUGUGAAAUUCGAAGAUUUAAGAUUGCCGAUGAAAUAUGACCCGAAAACCAGAUAUCACUGCUCCACGGACACAUGUGUCUACAACCUUGCCUCGGUUUUGUACCACAAUUUUAAAUUGCCAUGGUGGAGUCGCCGUGGCCAUUAUGGAUGAAUGUACUAUGAGAGUGAGACAACACACUGAUCAUCCAAUUUUCAACAAGAACCUCGUGGCGAUAUUGUCGGAAAAUAUAAACUCGAACGAACACGUCAGCCUGCAGUCAUCAAUUUUCCUGGAAUACGUGCUUUUGGAGGAAAUCAUCGUUGAGUUUCGUUUCUCCAUACCUCUCUUCAAUCGGACACAGAUCUUCACCCUGAAUCGUGUGUGCAUCAUGGAUGAUAGAUGGGUCAACUUUGGAUAUGUUAUGGAAUCGACUUUCACUCGGCUUAUAUUGUCAAACACCAAAUGGGAUGGGGAUGCCUUCUCAAAAAUGAGAAGAAAUGUUCGCGCGCGCUCGCUCUCAACUUCCUAGGAGAACAUCGACCAUGUCCUCUCCACUCAACCUCCACCUCUAAUCAAGUUUGUCAUUCCUUCCUACUCACCCAGCCAAACUGUGCGAUGGAGCUCCCCGAACUUCUCUCUUGUGGUUUGAUAAAGAAAAAGCAGAAACAACCGACGUUCGAACGAUUCCUGCAGCUCCCUUCUGAAGCCUUAGCCAACAUUCUCAAGAUUCUUCGCGCUGUUCAAAUAUUCGAAUUGUCCCAGUUUUCGAUGAGAAUGCGCACGUUGGUCAAGGCUGCUUAUUUUCUUAACUUAUUUUCGACUUCAAAACUGUGAAACCCGAAUCUUUAGAAAGAACACUGAAACUUUGAAGGCUAGAAAUUCCGGCGAGCUUUGCGGAUCAUAGCAAAAUCAGUUGCUACACUGCACACUUCGAGUCUUGUGUACCAGCUUGCCGCCAGUAUUUCUCCAACAUUCUCAUUUGCCGCCGUGAACUCGCAUCAUUUCAGUUGUAUUAUGUGUCGGGCCCCCAAAAUUGAGAACUCUCUUUGA
Caenorhabditis elegans is the source of this 1338-nucleotide messenger RNA. Lineage: Eukaryota; Metazoa; Nematoda; Chromadorea; Rhabditida; Rhabditidae. The record is from the annotation of a RefSeq genome assembly.